Messenger RNA from Colletotrichum paranaense, 1581 nucleotides. RefSeq names its product vitamin H transporter. The record is from RefSeq and is a predicted model, not a curated record. Gene Ontology annotation, cellular component: membrane. NCBI's taxonomy places the organism in Eukaryota, Fungi, Ascomycota, Sordariomycetes, Glomerellales, Glomerellaceae. Gene Ontology annotation, molecular function: transmembrane transporter activity. The coding region runs from base 1 to 1581 and encodes 526 amino acids. The transcript is spliced from 9 exons. Gene Ontology annotation, biological process: transmembrane transport.
AUGGCGGAUAGAGUCAGUUUCGACAGGACUGCUCGAAAUGCGAAUCCAGCUGCCACGAUGAAGCCUCUCGAUGACCAAGAGCUGGUUGUAAGCUCUUCGACGCCCAAGCCACAGACGAGAUCAUUGUGGGUCGCUUGGCUCUACAUCUUUGAUUGGUACCCCAGCCACUACUCCAAGGAAGAGAAGAAGUUGCUUCGAAAGCUUGACAGUAUUCUUCUCUCCCUGUGCUGUUUGAUGUUCUUUUUGAAAUGGCUCGACUCAGCCAAUAUCAACCACGCCUACGUCUCAGGCAUGGAAGAGGACCUGAAACUUACAGGAAACCAAUACUCGCUCUUCGGAACAUUCUACAACAUCGGCUACCUCAUCUUCGAGAUCCCCUCCAUGAUGAUCAUCUCCCGCCCACACCUCACCCGCUGGUAUCUCCCCGCAAUGGAAUGCCUCUGGUCCAUCACGACCUUCGUUCAGUGCAAGCUCCGCAACGAGUACGACAUUUACGGCAUCCGCUUUCUCCUCGGCGUCCUCGAGACCCCGGCCGCCACGGGCGCAAUCUACCUCCUAACCUCGUGGUACCGCAGCGACGAGCUCUUCAAGCGCGCGGGCGUGUGGUACGUCUCGUCCAACAUUGGCGCCAUGUUUGGCGGGUACCUCCAGGCCGCGGCGUACAACAACCUAAACGGCGUCGCCGGCAUGGCCGGCUGGCGGUGGCUUUUUAUCAUUGACGGCAUCAUAAGCUUGCCCAUCUCGAUUGCGGGGUUCUUUCUGUUCCCUGGUUUGCCGACGAGUCCCAAGGUCUGGUGGCUCACAGAUGCGGAGCAGAAGCUUGCUCAGGCGCGGAUGAGAGAUGACGGGGUCAAGGAGAGCAAGAGGAUUGGCAAGAGGAUGCUGAAGCGCGUCUUUACUCAUUGGCACUUUUACCUCGCCGUCUUCACCUACGUCUUCUUCCAAUGCACCUCUUACGUCGCUGGCCAGAUGGCACUCUGGCUCAAGCAUGAGGCCACCCUGCACGGCACCUACACCGUUGCGGAGAUCAACGUCAUCCCCACUGGCGUCCAAGCAAUUUCCAUCGUGGCCGGUGUCGUUGCCACUUCGCUGUGUAUGAUCUACCCCAUCUGGGCCGUCAUGUGCGUCGUAGCGGGUAUUCUCUUCUUCGCGAACGUCUGUCUCCUGAUUUGGGACAUUCCAACUGGGUUGCACUUUGCCGCCUACUACAUGCUUGGAUUGACUAGCUGCUUCACACCAAUCUUCUUCCCUUGGAUCAACAUGAUUAUGAAAGACGACAACGAAGCCAGAGCCUUCACUACUGGUGCCAUGAUGACUUGCGGUUGGAUCUUCUUCAGCUUCUACCCAAUCACGGUCUUCCCAAAACUAGAGGCUCCUAAAUGGCGGAAAGGUUUCACUGUCAAUACCACGUUCGUAGCCAUCUGGUGGACUCUCUUCAUGCUUGGACAGUACCUGUGGCGUCGCGAUAUUAAGAAGGGGAAGUACAAGACGACCGAGACGGACUCUGGCAGCGUUCAGGACAUCAAAGGAGACGACAUGAUGCAUGUCGAGGUCUCUAGCGAGAAGGACUCCAAGGUGUAG